AUGACGCGUCCCCACUCGCCCUCGGGCCCAGCCACACUCCCCUCGACGCCCGACCUCGGCUCGUCCUCGUCCGCCGCCGCACCAGGCUCGCUCCGCCGCGACCACUCGGCGUACGACCUCCCGUCGCGCGACAGCGCCUACGCCGACGACAAGGACGCCGACCUCGAGCGCGCGUACCGCAGCGGCUCGACCUCGGCCCACUCGGCCGGCUCGCCGCUGCUCCCCUCGUCGCCGUCGACCAACAGUGCCGCCAAGUCGCCGCCGCUCCUCGCGCACCUCGGCGGCCUGACGCGCCGCGUCUCGCGGCGAGCGCUCCUCGCCGGCCUCGUCGGCCUCGCCGUCCUCGUAAAGGUCCUCGGCGCGGCGUCGUCCGACAAGCUCGGCGACGCCCCGGUCCUCGAGCAGCUGCGCAGCGCCAAGGAGCUCGUGCAGCAGUCGGUGGCAGAUCGUUGGGCGGCUUUCAGGUGGCACAACGGGCAGGACACGGUCGAGGACGAUGAUUUCGAGUUCGAGCCGCUCGACCCGCUGCUGGUGCUCAACUACAACACGUCACGGCCGACGAUCAAGGAGCAGCUCAAGCCGGGCUUGCGCUACGUCGCGACGAUGGCGUACGGCGGUCACGCCAACCAGAUGAUCUCGAUAAACAAGAUGCUGUACUUUGCCAAGGUGACCGGGCGCGUCGCCAUCAUCCCUUCCCUCAUGCCCAUCCACAUCGACGGCAACCCGGAGAACAUCUCGAGCUUCUACGACCUCGGGCGCUUCUGGGCCGAGGCGCGCAUCCCGGCCGUCCAGUUCGCCGACGUCAAGCCGAUGGACCUGCGCAGCGAGCGGCCGCAGAACGAGCACCUCGCGUGCUGGUCCAUCCAGGAGCUCCUCAUCGGGUUCGCCAACCUCCAGGCGUGGUCGUUCGACCUGCACGACGUCUGGGUCGACCACUGGCCCUUGCCGCCGCUCGCCCGCGGCGGUGGCGGCUUCGACGUCGCGUUCGACGCCCUGCGCAUGUUCGACUUUGACGUCGGCGCCAAGACGCGGUGGAUCGAGCAGGUGCGGCGCGAGGUCCUGCCGCAAAAGGCGCCCGUCGACCCGGAGGUGCCGUUCGAGGGCGACAAGGCCAAGAACCUCAAGGACGGGUUCGACACGGUCUCGGCGGCGCCACCCGACCACCAACUCAUGUGCUUCGACAACUCGCUCUUCAUCGGGUCGGUCAUGUUCCAGGAACCGCACCUCGAACCCGUCCCGCUCGAGCCCACCGUCCCCGGCGAGGGCCUCGACUGGGUCCACGCCGGGCAGUACAUGCGCUUCAACCGCGAGGUCGAGCGCCGCGCCGACGACUACCUCAUGGAGCUGUUCGGCGUCAGCCGGGCGAGCGAGAUCCCGCCGUUCAUCACGAUCCACCUGCGCCGAGGCGACUUCAAGGAGUUUACGGGCUUCACCGCGCUCGACAAGUACGUCUCGGCGCUCGAGCGCGUCCAGGCCGCCCUCCAGAACCGCCUCGACAACCCGUACGACUGGACCGGGCCCGGGCGUUUCGCGUUCCGCACGUUCGACGGCCUGUCGGCCAAGGACUACGCCGUCGUGACGACGACCGACGAGCGCGGCGACACGCCGUUCGUUCAAGAGGUGCGCGCCCUCGGGUGGAAGGUGCUCGACCACGACGCGUUCGACACCAAGCGCAAGAUGGGCGGUUGGUGGCCGACCAUGCUCGACGCGGCCAUCCUCGCGAGGGGCAGGAGCUUUGUCGGCACGCACGCGUCGACGUUCUCGCACAUGGCCGGCUUGCGGGUCAAGUACUGGCGUGGCGGACUGGUCGAGGUGGCGAGCUAGUCGUCGCGGUGCAUAGACGGGCGUCGCGACCGCCUCCCUCCCUCCUUGUUGUAAACCUCGUUCCCUCGCAUU
Messenger RNA from Rhodotorula graminis WP1, 1896 nucleotides. RefSeq lists its product as uncharacterized. The record is from RefSeq and is a predicted model, not a curated record. Bases 1 to 1824 code for a protein of 607 amino acids. The transcript is spliced from 5 exons. Lineage: Eukaryota; Fungi; Basidiomycota; Microbotryomycetes; Sporidiobolales; Sporidiobolaceae.